UGAACACUACCUUUUAUCGUAUUUGCGUGGAAAAAGCGAAUUUGUAAUACUCAAAAUUGUGUGAGUUGCUGCAGCAUCACCGAAUUUUCAGUCAGGAUUUGUGCUGUUAUGGAUAAUUUAGAAGAAGACCUAACCUGCUGUAUUUGCUAUGCUAUUUUUGAAGAUCCCCGUGUGUUACCAUGUUCUCACACUUUUUGUCGAGGCUGCUUAGAGAAUGUUCUCCAUGUAGCAGACAGUUAUUCAAUAUGGAGACCCCUGAGAGUUCCACUUAAGUGUCCGAACUGUAGAACCGUUGUAGAACUCCCACCAUCUGGCAUUGAGUCACUGCCUGUAAACUUCUCCUUAAGAGCUAUCAUCGAAAAGUACCAAAAGGAGGACCAUCCAAAAACUUCUACUUGUCCUGAGCAUCCUAGGCAGCCUUUAAAUGUUUUUUGCAUCCUAGAUCAAAAGUUGGUCUGUGGCUGUUGUCUUACAAUUGGCAAGCACCAGGGUCAUCCUAUAGAUGAUCUUGAAAGUGCUUAUAUUAAAGAAAAGGAGACCCCUGGGAAACUUCUUAAACAAUUAACUGACAAAAAAUGGGCACAUGUGUGUGUACUUAUUGAAAUGCUGGAACAUCAAAAAGACCAACAUAAACAGGUUGUGCAGAAAGAUAUUGAGGCAGUAGAAGAGUAUUUUGCAGAUUUAAACAAGUCUUUACUGCAGAAAAAGGAAUCUAUGAUAAAUGCUUUAAAUGAAAUGUCAGGCAAAAUUGCUAAGGAAUAUGCACCACUGAUUGAAAAGAUUAAGUCCGUACGGGAAGAACAACUAGACUUAAUUUCUUUUAGUGCAUCUGUUGAAGAGGAGGAGUCUCCUUUGUGUUUUCUGGAAAAAGUUAAUAUCUAUCGUCGACGUGUAGAAGCUCUGAAGAGAAUGCAACUACCCCAAAUUAGACCUUUAGAAAUUUGCCCGUCUCUAGAGGAGUUUCUGAAGGACAGUUGGUCCAAAAUUGCAAUUGGGCAGAUGGACAAAGCACCUUUACCAGAUGUUAAUUAUUUGAAACGAUUGCAGUGCAGCCUAAAUGUUUCACAGAACCGUGCACAAACAUUCAAGUCUCCUGGGCAGUGUGCAAGUCCUUUUGUUAUAGUUUUGUUUUUAUUAAUACUUAUAUUUGCAGUAGGCAUUUUCUUUAACAAAAACAUUGCUCCGCUGACCCUGUUUAACAAUGCAAGUUACAUAAUUUUCCAUUUCUUGGAAGUAAUACAAAAGUAUAUAUGUGAAUCAUGCAGCAAGUUGCAUUUAGCAAAAACGCACCUUUUCCACAUGUUCCACUGGCUUGAGGACUGUUGUCAGAAGUACUUCUAUGCUUAAAUGUCUUCUGUGUUACUAGGGCAUGAUGAUGGUUUUGUGUAUUAAGGCUUUAUUUUUUAGCUGCUUAUUAAAAGCAGUGAUUAUUUCUUGAUGUGGACCUGUAAAAGAUAACUUACCCCUUCCUCUUAUAAGUAGUCUGGUAUCAACAAUAUUAAUGUCUCACUGUCCAUUUAUGGUACUUACAGACAGACACAAUGCACUUUGCAGCCAAGUUAAAAUAGGCUGGAGUGACAUCAGGUCUUUCAGUGGGGAAAAUUCUUUUACUAUGCCUGGUUGUUCUGUUUGUGGUCAGUCAGUUAUGAUCAGUCAUUUGACAUGGUAGUGUGUUUUAACUAGUGAUGUUUGCCAGUUUGCCAAGCACUAUAAGAUAAGGUAUUUAUGCAGCUUCUCCUGUGUUUGUGCUGUUAAACAACAAUAUCCGCUACAUCAUUUGCCCCGGAUAUCUAGUUCCUGUCUGACGUAUACUGCAAGAAAGAAAUACAGUUGACAGAAAAAAGCAACUGUUUGGCCUGCUCACACCUCACUUUUCCAUUUUUGUUUUUGCUCAACUGUGUAACCAGGAAUCAGAUCCAUCCCUGCUAGUAAUUGAAUCUAGUUUCUUAUUCUCAGUCCAUGUAUAUUUGGCAGCUUGCCCCUCUGCAUUUGCACAACACCAUGAAAUUGCUCUCUGACUUGAAAUGCAAGUAGUGAACUGUGAGUUCUGCUGCAUCAUUGUAUGUAAAACAACACAUCUGUGUUUAGAUUAGAGACUUGAUCUGUGUAGUGCUUUGCUGUACAUACUUAUGGAACACAUGAGCUUUUAAAGUUUUUAUUCUAAUUGUAACUUUUAAGAUUCUUAUAUCUCCUAAAUGGCAUUUUGAAAUGCCCUUUUCUCCAUAUAAGCUCUUAAGAUACAUUCAUGUAAUUCAUUGAAUAAGUUUUUAAUGUCUUAAUGUUGAUUUGAAUAAACUAAAGUUAGAGAUGAAAAUGUACACUGAUAGUUACUCUUGUGGUCUACACUCAGGUUCCUACAAAAAGCCCCUUUAUAGAGUUAUGUAACAGCCAGAAAUGCUUCCCCACAUUUUCUCCUAGCUUGUACGCCUUCUGUGAUCUUUGAGGGUGUUUUUUGCCUAUCUACCGAAAUAAGAGGUGUAGUGGUCCUGAUUGCUAAGCACCAGCCACUAGAAGGGUGCUGUGCUGCACUGUCACUUACAUGCUGUGCUUCUAAAGCAUUAUAUGUCUGAACUCUGCAGAUGGAGAGCCAUUUUCCAUGUAUUACCUGUUGUCCAUCCAGCCAAAACUCUUUAUCUGAAGUAGGUUACUUCAUUUGGUCUUCAACCUGUGGGUAUUCAGAUCCAGAUCGGAUCCGAGACGGCCACAUCACUUGCACCUGAGCAGAGCUCCAAGCUCCUCCCCUUGCCCAUAAUGCCCCUCUAUCUCCUUCCUUCCCUCAGAUCUCGUUUGCCAAUGAAAAGCUACGCAUCAUGGUUGCUGAGCUUUCAGGCUUAUCGUUGGGUAAGUGACAGUUUUCUCUACAGGUGUAGGGUUCCCCUACUUUCUUUUUCAACCUCCCCUACCUCGCGUUUUAGUCGUAGGUCAUUAAAAAAAGGGGGGGUUAGUGUGGUAGUUCCCCCUUCACCUCCCCACUACCCCUUCUUGUUAGUGAGUGUGUGAUUGGUGUGUGUGUGUGUGUGUGUGUGUGUGUGUGUGUGUGUGUGUGUGUGUGUGUGUGUGUGUGUGUGUGUGUGUGUGUGUGUGUCUUAGUGUCUUAUUUCCCAAGCAUGGCUGAAACCCCCUAGCCUAUUUUUCGGAAAUGCAUGGAAUGUGGCCAUAAGCUCUCCCCCAGCUGAAGGCCACACUCUGUGCGUAGUGUGUUUAGUCCCGACCCAUCUAUUCACAGCCUGCUUUAUUUGCGUGGGCUUUAAUCCUAGGGCCCUGAAGGACGGGAGGGAUAAACUAAUUAUGAAAGGGCUUCUUUCCUUAUCAGGGAUGGCCAUCCCCAUUACUUCUAGCCCGGCCACGUCAGUAGCCACUACUGCUUCAUCCCCUUCCCAGGCCUCUGGGACUCAACCUCCCACCAUGAGGCCUGCGGAUGGGGAGAAAUCUAAAAAAGACAGAGGAAGCGAACCCUGGACCACUCGGCUCUGAUGGGUCCUCCUCCAAAGACCUCUUCUAGGCCUAAUACUCCCCGGCUCCAUUCACCCAGAUUCCUCCCCGGAGCCGGUGGUGUCCAGACCACCGUCUAGAGCAUCUCCUCACUGGCACUCCAGGCCAGCAUCGGUGGCCUCAUCUUCACGUUCUACACGCAGUUUCAGCGAGGUGGAGAUGGAUAGAAUGAUGUGGAAAUUUAUCCACACCCAGAUCAUUUGAGAGUCUUACCAGACCCCUCUCUCUUCAGAGCAGGGAGUUCACAACCCUUAUUCACCCCAUAACUCCUUCCCCGAGCUGACGUUUGGUUUUGGAGUCUUUGGAUUUGAGAAGUCAGGGGGUUGGUGCCGAUGCCGGCUGUUGCCUUGAGUGUGUCGGAUUAGACUAGUUUGGAUUCGACCGCUUGGAGCCAUAGCCUAGGCGUCUGAUCCAAGGGGGCGCUGUCGGCUCCGAGUUUGUCAGACCGCAGUCUCCCCCUUGGCAUUCCGGCUACUGUGGGUUGGCUCUGACUCCGUUGGAUCUGAGAAGAGCGGCUCCCUUGCUUGUUUCCCAGGAUGCCUGCUCUCCUUCGGCAUUUGCCGUGGUUGAGAGGGUCUUUGAGUGGGUCAAGACCCCUGACAGUUUCCUCCUCUGAUUCCGCCCCCACUCCCUUGGUUCUGGGUACGGCUCUGACUCUUCUGUCAUGUCAGGGACAGCCUGUGCUUGUUUUGCCUCAGGAGGCUCCAACUCGGAUACAGCAGGAAGUUUGCGAGUCCUCCCCACAGUGUCCCACUGAGGAGGUACCUCGCAAAUGAACAUGCAAAAAGAGGCACCUGGACUCCUCUCUAGAGUCCCUCACAGAUGACACUGACUUGGAGGAAGGGGAAGGUUCCCCCAGAUCACCCUCCCCGAGGAGGUCUCCUUUAGAGACAUCAUGGAACUCUUGCGCCAAAGAGGAGGGUGGUCCACCCAAAAACCAACUCCAGAUGAGUCAAUGUUCCUAGAGGCAUUCGGAAUGGGCUCGUCUACCUCCUGGUUGUCCCCCCUGCGGAUCCACUUGUGGACCUGAUCACCACCAGGGCAUGCAAGGAACCGGACACCGUGGAACCUAUCCCAAAAAGGCCAGACAAAGGUACUCUGCUCCCCACCAGACAGGACUAGCUGGAGUAAGGGGUCCUCAGUAGACGCUAUGGUGGUGGCAGCCAGCACCAAGAAAGAGCUCGCACACGAGAGCUCUACAGUCCAUCCUCCUGACCGGGAGUUAAGGACUAUGGAUCGUUUGGGGAAGAGAGUAUAUGCUUCAGCAACCUUUUCUAUAAGGGCACUGAAUUAUAUAUAUGGAGCAUGUUAUCUGAUUACAGAGUGUCCUGGUCAAGGAAGUCGCUGAGUCGCCCCUAGAGUCCAUGUCGGUGGAGGGCAAGAAAACGUUCUCUGGAUGCAUGGCCACUCUGAAAGGUCGUCAGUACAUCCAUGUGUCUCCUCUCCCAUGCCACGGAAGGUGCUGCUAGGGCUGCCAUGUCCGGCAUUGCUAUGAGGCUGCACACCUGCCUUCGGCUAUGCUAGUUUUCGGAACCCUUCGGGGCAUCCUUUGCCAAUGCCCCCAUGAUGAUUCUUCCCUGUUUGGGGAGUGUGUGUGUGAGACCCAGGUCCAGAAUGAGAAGGAUGGGAAGACGCUGUCUGCCAUCGGGAUCCGCUUCUCCACCCCUCAAAGAUCCUUUUCGAGAAAUCAUCGAGAGGCAAAGAUGAUGUGGUUCCAGAAAUCUCAGUUCUCUCGGGACACUCAGGACUCAUCUUCCCCCAGAGGCAGAUACUGGAUCUGGGAUACGAUAGAUGUUGGCGCAGAGGCAGAGAGGGUCUGAAGAACGUCUGGUCUUGAGAACCUUUCUCGGACAGACCUGCACAGCAGCCCUCAGGGGCUGCCCGACUGCUUAUCUCUCGAGGCAGUCGGGGGCCGUCUUUCAUUACAUCCAACAGAGUGGGAGUCCGUAACAACAGACCGUUGGAUGUUGCAAAUCAUACCCAGAGGUUAUACCAUCCCAUUUAUGGAUCCACCUCCCCCACCAAAACACCUCCCAGAUGUUCCACCCACGCAAAGGGAAGUAGCAGCACGAGAAAUAGAAAAGCUGCUAAGAAAGCGAGUCAUCC
Protopterus annectens (West African lungfish) is the source of this 5598-nucleotide messenger RNA. RefSeq names its product tripartite motif containing 59 (gene TRIM59). Bases 109 to 1347 code for a protein of 412 amino acids. The record is from RefSeq and is a predicted model, not a curated record. Gene Ontology annotation, biological process: cilium assembly. The transcript is spliced from 2 exons. Gene Ontology annotation, molecular function: zinc ion binding. Gene Ontology annotation, cellular component: intraciliary transport particle B; centrosome; cilium. NCBI's taxonomy places the organism in Eukaryota, Metazoa, Chordata, Ceratodontiformes, Protopteridae.